Messenger RNA from Bipolaris sorokiniana ND90Pr, 477 nucleotides. RefSeq lists its product as uncharacterized. The coding region runs from base 1 to 477 and encodes 158 amino acids. NCBI's taxonomy places the organism in Eukaryota, Fungi, Ascomycota, Dothideomycetes, Pleosporales, Pleosporaceae. The transcript has a single exon. The record is from RefSeq and is a predicted model, not a curated record.
AUGCCUUCGCGUAAAGUAAUCAGUGGAACACCUUGUCCAGGUCAACAGGCAGAGCAUGCCCGAUUUGCCGGUCAAAGUCAUCAUAACCCGAGCGAAAGUUUGACUUCGGAAUCACCUCACGGACUGAGCCCUUGGCAAGAGCUCGUUGACAUUCCAUCUCAGCUACAUCCAGGUAAGGCAGUUCCAGACCUUUCGCAGCAUCGAUCUGACGAUAUAGCAGGAACCACCUCCCAGAAGCGCGUCGCCAGCUCCCAAGAAGACGAGCUUCCGCACAAAACACGCCAGCUCCAGGCCAAAGCUAGGAUGUCGGAACUCAUGGCGGAUGCUGCGGCCAAGCUCGCAGAGGCAUCAGAGAAGGAGGUGAAGGUCGCAAUUAUCAGAGCGGAAGCAACUGAGAAGAUAGCAGAAGUCAUGCAGAUGCGUGCAGAGUACGACCGCCGAGCCUUGGAGGAGUGUAUAGGAAACCAGUCUUCGUGA